Molecule: messenger RNA, 2823 nt
Organism: Eublepharis macularius
Lineage: Eukaryota; Metazoa; Chordata; Lepidosauria; Squamata; Eublepharidae
Gene: KCNE5
Product: potassium voltage-gated channel subfamily E regulatory subunit 5
Exons: 1
Coding region: 18-362 (114 amino acids)
Biological process (GO): potassium ion export across plasma membrane; regulation of ventricular cardiac muscle cell membrane repolarization; regulation of heart rate by cardiac conduction
Cellular component (GO): membrane
Molecular function (GO): delayed rectifier potassium channel activity; voltage-gated potassium channel activity involved in ventricular cardiac muscle cell action potential repolarization; potassium channel regulator activity
Source: RefSeq, a predicted model, not a curated record
UCGGAGCGCGGCGGGCGAUGAACUGCAGCGAAAGCCGGCGGCUGCAGCGCCUGCUCGGCCGGCUCUGGCGGGAGCUGCGCGGCGGCCCGGCGCCUUCCAACGGCUCUUCCCUGGCGCUGGAGCCGCCGGGCGCGGGCGCCCCCGCCAAGCGCGCCGAGGACGACGCCUACCUGUACAUCCUGCUGAUCAUGAUCUUCUACGGCUGCCUGGCCGGGGGGCUGAUCCUGGCCUACACGCGCUCCAGGAAGCUCGAGUCCAAGCACGACCCCUACCACCUCUACAUCGAGCGCGACUGGGCGGCCCCGCCCGGCCAGGCGGCCCCCCGCGAGAGGCACAGCAGCGCCGACAGUGAGCGCCCCUGAGCGCCCAGCGCGCCGGGGCCCCGCAGGAACGGGUGGCGCGGCGAGGCUGACCCCCGGGCAGGGCAACGAGGGGAUCGCAGCCUCCACUGGACUCCCCGGGAAGGCGACCCGGCACGGCGGACCCCGUCGCGUGUUGGGCAUGCUUUUGUUGCGCCGGAGUCGCCGCUUCUCGCAGCCGAGUCUAAAGCUCCUGCCCGGUCACGGCGUUUCCCCAGCGGCCGUCCAGUUUUCUCUUUUGUCCCUCCUGCAGGGCAGCGAGAUUUGUUUUUAAAAUUGCUUUCCCAAUGACCUUCGGCUGCAAACGCAGAAACGCUUCAAGCCCAGAAAGUUGGUCCCCUGGAGGGAGCGGGACGGGCCGGGCCUUGCCCGCAGAGCACGGGCGCUCGGCUGCAGCCACCGAGACAAAAGGAGCAGCGCACGUGGCGGCCCCCGGGCAGGCCGGGCCUGAGAACCCAGCGAAUCCAGAAUCCAGCUUUCUGCCCCUUCCCAGAAAGCAAACCUCGAUCUUGCUUUUUCUUUCCUAAACCAUAAACCGGUCUGCGAUACUUGGGACUUCCCUUAACCUGAUAGAGCAUUUCAUCCCCUUUUUAAGGCGAACUGGUUCCGGAGAUAGAAACAAACCCAAAGGCAGUGUUUGCUGCAAGAACCAACCACCAACCGGUAGGUCCCAAGCGGUUCUGGAGUUGCUGCCCAUCGAGUUUCAGAACUGCAGUCAGGGAAAGGAAGAUGCAGGGGAGAAGGCAAUGAGCCCACCGGCCCUGGAUGUUGGGACCCCAGUGACAGCAGAGCAGAGAAGGACGCUGUUCACAGAACUCGGCUCUCUUCUCCAGGAACCUCCCUUGCUCUCCUCCAGGGCCAGCUGAGUUAACAUCCCCAGAAGAGCCCUGCAGGAGCCCAUGCAAGGCCAGUCAGAUGUGAAUUUAUACAGCAAAAUGUUAUUUACACCAGCAGCCUGAAAGAAGUAAAUCCAUUAAAUGCCACAAUUUCUUAGGAUCAAACAAAAUGCACCACUGGUAGAUCUGUGAAUGGGAUCUUUCUGGUAGUUUUUAGAAGGUACAUAGCUGUGGGGUAGGGGUCCAAUUCAAAUGGGGUUUUAAACCUGCCUCACAGGUGGUUUUGCCAAACAAAAUGGCUGGUUCCUCUGUGCUGUUGCGUAGAUUUGCUUGAGGCGGGAACAGAAAGUGUUCCCAGAUAAGAAAAAUAAGGGGGUCAAGAAAGGGUUUAACAGCUUACUAGGCUAAUUAAGAGGUGGGUUAGUGGAUCAGCAAAUGGCAUCAAGUGGCAUUUAACCCUCAGAUGCUGAAAAUACUUGGCUUGUCUAACAGCCACCAAAUCUGAACUACAGGAGAUGCCACCCACACAGCUGCUCACAUUCACACGUACCAGUGGGGGGAAAGGAGGCUCCAGAAGUGCUUCUGCCAUGCAGUCCUGAACACUUUGUUACAUAGUGUUUGUGUGACUUGAAAGUCUUCCAAAGGGCUAACAGAAACUAGCAAAAUAAACAUUAAAUCCAGAUUAGCAGCAGUAAAAUCGAAUGGACAGCUUUGAAGACGUAAAACAGAGACAUGGAGCAAAAACUGUGGCAAAAUAACAAUGGAAAGAGAGCAGAGGCAAGAGGUGGCAAACAAGAAAGACAGCCAGGACCACCAUUAAGCCCUUUAAAGCGUUGAUGAAUCUAGGCUUAAAUGCUAAAUGCAAGGCUCUGUUCAAAAGACCUGCUGCUCACACUGCAGCCUCACUAAGCGCAAACACCCCUGCCAAAUGUUCGCACUUUGAGAGAAAAAGCUUCCAUCCCUAGGUUUUGAAUAUAUGUAUCUCACAAUAUUAAUUCAAGCAAAAGUCAGUAAGAGAAAACUGAGCAACUGUAUAAUCAAGUCUGUAACUCUUCCACUACCUCUAAAAUUAUUUUUUUUCACCUAUCAGUUUUCUUCCUUUGUAUGCAGGAAGUUACAAUCCAAAUUGUGGUGGCCUAGCCCAGGUUAAACCUUUCCUUUUAACUAUAAGAGACAGGGACUCAGGACUGCCUGGAACAGCUUCAGUGGCAGGUUGGAGCUACCCCUCAAUAGGGCCAAGCCCCAGACACUGACCUGGGAGUGCAGCGUGUUGCAGGUUAUAUAGGGUACGGUACUCUUGGUGGAACAGAGGAAAGAGCACACUGCUUGGGCAGGUGGAAUUUAACAGAAAUGCCAGUGACCAGAUCAUGGUUCUUGGGGACUUCUCUUGCUCACCCUUCUGGAUUUCAUCCGUGUGGAAAUGAAGAUGGAUCAACUUGCAUAAUUUUUGCCUGGUUGAAGUCCUGAUUUGAUGAGCUCAGCAAACUGGGCAAGCUGUGAGGGUUGAGUGCAUGCCAUUUUCUCCUUUUAAGUGAUUGGAUGGUUUUAAUGGAAUUGCAUUGUAUUUCUAUGUGUGAGGUAUGUGGGUGCAUAGAGGGUGAAAGGAGAGAAUAAACUGAAAGAACACA